Messenger RNA from Tinamus guttatus (white-throated tinamou), 555 nucleotides. It is a transcript of the gene MRPS17, whose product is annotated as mitochondrial ribosomal protein S17. Gene Ontology annotation, cellular component: ribosome; mitochondrial small ribosomal subunit. Gene Ontology annotation, molecular function: structural constituent of ribosome. Lineage: Eukaryota; Metazoa; Chordata; Aves; Tinamiformes; Tinamidae. Gene Ontology annotation, biological process: mitochondrial translation. The record is from RefSeq and is a predicted model, not a curated record.
AAAAUAUGUUUAUUUGCUUGUUGACAGGCACUGGAUGAUCCUACCUAAACAAUGUCUGUCCCACGUGGAGCUGUCCAUGCAAAAUGGAUAGUAGGGAAGGUAAUAGGAACCAAAAUGCAGAAAACUGCCAAAGUGAGAGUGACAAGACUGGUGCUAGACCCUUACUUACUAAAGUUCUUUAACAAGCGGAAAACGUAUUUUGCCCAUGACCCGUUGCAGCAGUGUGUUGUUGGAGACAUUGUUCUUCUGAAAGCUUUGCCUGAAAGGAGGAGCAAGCAUGUGAAACAUGAACUGGCUGAAAUUGUUUUCAAGGUUGGAAAUGUCAUAGAUCCAAUAACAGGAAAACGCUGUGCAGGAACCAGGUUCCUUGAAAAUUUGUCAGAUUCCGAAAAUCUGACAGAGGCAGAUACUACCUAUUUAAGUGAAAAACUCCAGGAACUUAAAGUUUCUUCAACAGAUAAAUAGAAGGAAAACACCUGGAAGGCUUUUCAACUGAUCUGUGAGGGGUAUUUGGGGCCCUGUUGUUGUAUGUAACAUGUUUCAGUGAUCUUUGGA